Molecule: messenger RNA, 4922 nt
Organism: Cynoglossus semilaevis (tongue sole)
Lineage: Eukaryota; Metazoa; Chordata; Actinopteri; Pleuronectiformes; Cynoglossidae
Gene: cacng8b
Product: calcium channel, voltage-dependent, gamma subunit 8b
Exons: 6
Coding region: 2151-3395 (414 amino acids)
Biological process (GO): neurotransmitter receptor transport, postsynaptic endosome to lysosome; regulation of AMPA receptor activity; neurotransmitter receptor internalization
Cellular component (GO): postsynaptic density membrane; AMPA glutamate receptor complex
Molecular function (GO): voltage-gated calcium channel activity; channel regulator activity
Source: RefSeq, a predicted model, not a curated record
AUUUAUGUAUUCCACUUUAUUCUCAUUUCUAUUUAUUGACAUUACAACGAGGUAAACAUUAGAAUAAUAAAUAAAUACAAAUAGAACCAAACAUUUAUGAUUACAGUGAAUGACAGAGAGCAGCAGUGUAGACCUAGACCUUCAGUUCUGACGGAGCGGGAUCAUGGGAAGACAUGGAGGAUGUGUGUGUGUGUGUGUGUGUGUGUGCGCGCUACCCGACCCUUUGGGACGUCUCUAUAGAUCUGUGGGUCAUAUGAUAAACAGGAAGAUCAAUCAUCGUUACAGGGAUGACGUCACACAAUAAGCAAUAACAAGAUAAAAAUGACACAUUGUUGAACAACUGUAUUGACCGCUGGAUCUGACUGCAUGACUCUCUCCCCCGCCCUCUCUCUCUCCCUCUCUGCCCCCCCCCCUACCCCCUCUCCAUUUUAUCUCUGCAGGGUUGCGCUAUUGCUGCAUUUCCCAGAACCACCUUUAUCAUAAGCAUCAUCAUCAUCAUCAUCAUCAUCAUCAUCAUCCCACCGUUACAACAGAGAACAGCUGAUGUACCGUUGGUGUAUACACCGAGUCUCCACAUAAAUAACGGUCUCACUCACUCACACUCUCUCUCUCUCACACACACACACACACACUAGCUGCCGGUGGCUAACAGACUACUUACUAACCCGCAGCCCUGCGUUUGCUGCACACGCUCCAAUAAGCACAGACCUAUGACAGUUUCCUCACCGAGAGAGUGAAGGGGAGGGGUGAGGGGUGGGGGUGGGGGGUAACCUUCCUGUGAUCACGGUGCAUAGUUAAUAAGAAUUUCUUAAAAAUCAUUAAAAACCCUCCCGUGUCCACCCUGACAUCACCCUCCACCGUCCGUGGGUGAGGAGGGUGAGGUGGGGAUGCGACAAGUUGUUUGCGUCGGACUCAGGGUAGAGAGACAGACAGCAAGCGAGCCCUCGUCCAACCAGAGGAGGAGGGUGAGGGGUGGGGGAGGCGCGUCCUCGUUGAUCACAGACUAAUGCAGCGGCCACAUCCACUGUAGCUACACUGCUACACUGCUACACUGCUGCUGCUCAGUGACAGUGACGGCUUUUCAUUAGUUCUUUUAAAAAUGAACGCCCGUUGAAGCCUUUCCAUCACCGGUUAAUUUGAUUGAAAAAAACAAACCCACAAAACCAAACCGUCCCCGUGACUUUUUUACCUCUGUAUAUUCAUCCUUUUUAUUCAGCCCUCCUUUAUUCAUUCAGUUAAUUCAUUAUCGUUGCCUCCAUAGAGCCGCUUCCUUUUCAGAUCACAUCCGGCUGUCGUCCUCCUCCUCUCCUCCUCCUCCUCCUCUUCUUCUUCUACUUCUUCUUCUGUGACGCGCCGCUGAGAUCCUGAGGCAGCAGGUAAGAUCCAUCUCUCCUUUCACACACUCGUGUUGUAAACGUUGCCACUCAGACCGCAGUGUCGUCUUGUUCCUGGGUCGGUGGUUGUUCGUGGGUCGGUGGAUCUCCGUCGGUCCGCUGUCAUCGAUCUGUUUCACGGUGCCUGUAACUCGGUUCACUGCUGACGAUGACAAAACCACGGCUGCAGGAUUCACUGAGGUUGGACAUUUAGACGGGGUUUGUCUGAGUCCAGUGGAACCGAGUCGUGGGUCGGACCUGACCGCCCUCCGUCCUCCAGUGUGUGCGGGGCCUACAGUGAACAGCGCGGUUACAUAAAUCAAAGCCUCCACGGAGCUCAUCGUUCAAAGGCGUCCUGCGUCUGCAGGGUUCGGUACUGAACAAACAGGGUCAGGACUGAGUUGGACCCGGGUCCUGAUGUGUACCGGUGUGGGUCUCAGUCAGCUGACUUUUCCCUGGACUGGACGAUUGAUCCUUGGCGACCAUUUACCACCGUUGUUAUCUAUGCAGGUCCAGUGCAGUGAAGAUGGCUUCCCUGCUUCAGGCUUCUUGCUAACAGCUUAGGAACAGUGGGACCCCCCCCCCCAGCCCCCACUCAGAAGGAAGCAGAGAGGAAGAAGAAAGAGGCUAAGGAGACAGGAGUGCAAAAAGGAGCGCGAGGAGCCGGCGAGAACAGUCGAUGGACGCUGUCCGGACCGAGAGGACAGCACAUUCUUCACUGACGAGGAAACGAAAGAUUUCAAAAUUGAGUCGAAGGAUAGAAACUCGCCGUCAGGCAUGGUGUGUGAGAAGGGCAUCCAGAUCCUUCUCACCACCGUGGGGGCGUUUGCCGCCUUCGGCCUGAUGACGGUGGCCAUAGGGACGGACUACUGGCUGUACUCCCGGGCCCUCAUCUGCAACAGCACGGCCAACGUCACUCAAGACGACCCCCACAACAAGGACAAGAAGGACCCCGGGGCCCUCACCCACUCUGGCCUGUGGAGGAUAUGCUGUCUAGAAGGAGUGAAGAGGGGGGUGUGUUCUCAGAUCAACCACUUCCCCGAGGACGCAGACUUUGACCAUGACGGUGCAGAGUACGUCUUACGAGUUGUCAGGGCUUCCAACAUUUUUCCGAUUCUCAGUGCCAUUCUCCUGCUGAUGGGAGGGGUGUGCAUCGCUGCUAGUCGUUUCUAUAAGAGCAAAAGAAACAUCAUCCUGGGAGCUGGAAUACUUUUUGUGGCUGCAGGUCUGAGCAACAUCAUCGGUGUGAUCGUGUACAUCUCCGCUGCGCUGGGCGACAUCUCUCCAAAGAAGGACGAGGAUAAGAAGUGGCAGUAUUCCUACGGCUGGUCCUUCUACUUUGGCGGCCUGUCCUUCAUCAUGGCCGAGAUGGUUGGCGUGCUAGCCGUCAACAUCUACAUUGAAAAGAACAAAGAGCUGCGCUGUCGCUCGCGCACCGACAUUUUCAAGAGCACCACGCACGCCAUGCUACGUCUGCCCAGCUACCGGUUCCGCCGUAGAUCUCGCUCCUCCUCCCGUUCCACUGACCCCUCCCGGUCUCGAGACCCUUCACCUGUAGGAGGCACUGGGGGCAAGAACUUUGGCCUGCCCCCGUCUGCACUACUGUCCCAGGGCCCCAUCUCAGUGUCGACCUUACCCAACCCUCACUCUCGCUCCCACACCGCUGUGGCUGGAGGCGACAUCUCACUCUACACUUUGUCCCGUGACCCCAAACUGGGGGGUUUACCCCCCAUGUAUGGAACAGUGGACAGGGCCUCGCUUUACCAGCUCCACAACUGCUUCCCAAAGGACGGGGGAGGCGGAGGGGUGAUGAUGAGUGGUACACUCCCUUCACUAAAGUCUCACAAUCCUUCAAAUUCCUCCAACACCAACACCCAGAUGCCCAACUCUGUGGCCUCUGGCCCACCACCCUUCACCUCAUCCACAGUAGACCGGGAGCGGGGGAUGGGCACUCUGGACAGACUGAAGGGAGACAGGGAGAGCAACUCCAACACCCUGAAUAGAAAGACAACGCCCGUGUAGAGAGAGAGAGAGAGAGAGGGCGAGAGAGAGGGGUUGGGGAGGGGGGUGAGAGAGAGAGAGAGAGAGAGAGAAAGAGAGAGCCCAGGAGGAGGAGGGCGCUCCAGGUAGGAGACAGAUGGAAAGCACUGUGUUUGUGAUAGGGCAGACACACACACAUACACACACCCAUGGUAUAGUCCUCCGUCCAUAUUAUUUAGUCGACUCACUGAGCACCAGAACACGUGUAACAACGAAGAAGAAGAAAAAGAAGAUUCUGAAGUAGUGUCAGAAUCUCAAACUAUUUUGAUAUUUCAUGUGUUAGAAAUGAUUUAUUUUGUUAAUGACCCACAGAUUAACCCUUCACAUACUCUCGUGCUAUGUUAUGGCUAACCUGGUCAGCGUUUAUGUCCAACUGUUGUUGUGAUUAUUCUUAGCGUUAUUACAGGCUAGCUACGCUUGGACUGAGUGUUUCUGUUCCGGGCCGUGUGUGGGUCGGGUCCACGUUCAGUUCCGGAUCUUGACAACCCUUACUGUGAAUCUCUUCCAUGUGCAGCCGCCGACUGUCAGCGAGCUGUGUGUAACUGUGUCAGCAUGAGUGUGCACAACACAUGGGCCGUGGGCCGAUGUACGCCUGUGUUAUUUUUUUAACUCUAUAUUAGAUAGUUGUCAUUUAUAAAAAUGAAGUCGGAUGUGAAUACUGUAAUUUGUCUUCCAAUAUAUGAGAUACAACAGCGAGGUUGGACUGACCGGACCACCGACCCACUCUGCGGUUGCUGUCCGUCCCAGUCUGGUUCUGCGCUGGCCUCCGUUUGUCUAGCUUCCAUCCUAAUCUGUGUUAGUAGUAGUACUUGUAGCUAUAAUGGUGUUGACGGUGUUUGUUCUCGGGCAUUAGAACCCAGAACCCUGGGACCAGAGGAACAGGGAACACAGGGUUCCUUUGUACAGGUCGCUGAAAAAAAAAAAAAGGCAAACCUUUUCAUGUUUGUCCUGAGCAGCGACACAUGAAGCUAUUCAUUUACAAAAAAAUGAAAGUGUGUAAAUGUAGGAUGAGGGUUUGAAACCCUGGGCGGGAAAACGUUCAUUUCAUUUGUGCAAUCAUAGGUUUGUAGACCAUGUCUUUGGAACCACUACUACUGCUGGUUCUUCAGUUUGGGAUUGACAGGAUUCGAGGACCUGUUGAUGUUUGGUCACAUGACCAGUGCCCCCCCCCCUUUGUCACGUUACCCUUAACCUUUUCACUGUGCCUCCCCCUUCUCCUUCUCCUUUCUGAACUCUGUCCUAUUGUGUUUAUGUGGAGGGGAAUGCGACACCCCCCACCACCACCACCACCACCUCACUCUAAGUCUUCUCGAACCAUCCUGAGUGACUGCAGAUGCUGGUCAGACCCACAGAAGAAGAAGAUCAUGUGACUUGACCUGCACAGACAGCAUUUACAGUAGUUUGUAGUGAAGAAUCUAGAUAGAAAUAUAUCUCUGAGUCUGGUUGGUCUGACGACACUGUACUGCACGAACUUUAUAAAAAAACAACAAUAACAGCAUAUUUACAGAC